This is a messenger RNA of Planococcus citri (citrus mealybug), 2759 nucleotides long. RefSeq names its product Nucleoporin 62kD (gene Nup62). The transcript has 8 exons. Gene Ontology annotation, cellular component: nuclear pore; nuclear pore central transport channel. NCBI's taxonomy places the organism in Eukaryota, Metazoa, Arthropoda, Insecta, Hemiptera, Pseudococcidae. Gene Ontology annotation, biological process: protein import into nucleus; RNA export from nucleus. The coding region runs from base 375 to 1346 and encodes 323 amino acids. The record is from RefSeq and is a predicted model, not a curated record. Gene Ontology annotation, molecular function: phospholipid binding; structural constituent of nuclear pore.
UUAUUUUGCCAACUAAACUUGAAAUUUUGCUUUGGUUAGUUUUCAACUAUUUAUAUUCGUUUUGGUUAAUUUUAUGGAGUGUCGCGUAGGUAUAUCUGCCAAGAACCCAAUCCUGUGGUGCAUCGAAAAGAAAUCUUCAAAGGCCAAAGAACUAGGAAAUUGGAAAUGUCAUUGUGUAUCAUCGUUUCAAAUUUGGAAAUGAGUUUUUCUUCAACGUUUCAAUAUGGAUCGUGAUCAGUUAACGUCUUCCCUACUCAUUUCGGGCUUAAAAGGAAUACUGCUCAAUCGGUGCUUGAACGGAAUUUGGAUUCAGAGGAUCAAAAUGUCCUACUGAGCAAUUGAGCAUCUCGAACGUUUCCUAUCAAAGACUGAAUAUGAGUGCUUCAGGCGGUGGAUUCUCCCUUGGAAUGCCAACCAAUACCGGCACACCCGUAUUGGGAAGCGCAGCUACCGGAUUAGGUACAAAUCCUACAACUCAAGCGUCAGGUUUCACCGGAUUUAAUUUCCCAGCAACAUCAUCUACAGGAUUUUCUUCAACUCCUGGUACAUCUACGACAGCCACGACUGCACCUACUCUAAGUUUUAGUGUCAAUCCUACUACAACCGCUUCAGCUACCACAAGUUCGUCCACAUCAUUCAAUCCAUUACUUCCAGCAGCAGCAGCGAGUACCAGUAAACACGUUACUUUUUCGUUCCCAUCUUCUACUACGGCGACAGCUUCUACGACAAAAUCGAGUACAGUGUCUUUAACAAAUCCUCUUACUUCUAGUUCCAUCGCUUCAACUUCAUCUACUGAUUCUGGCGAUAGACCGAUUAAUUACCUACAACUGAAGGAUCUUACUCAUAAAUGGUUUGCUGAUUUUGGCGAUUUACAGAAAUCUCUUAUGAAUCAAACUGUCGAAAUUGUGAAUCGAGAUGUUACAUUAACCGCUAAUCAUGAUAAAAUUGAGCAAUUUGUGAACUCCAUUCGAAACCUGAAAACAGAACAAACUCAAGUUGAUCAACAAUUAGAUUUUAUUCUUAGUCAGCAGAAAGACUUAGAGGAUGCUCUUUCAACGCUAGAGGAUGAAGUGUCGUCUUAUUACCCCGAGCUUUCAGCCGAUGAUAUGUUCAAAUUGGCCGAAAAUAUUGAUUCGAGAUUGAAGAAAACUUUGGAAACCUCCAAAGAAAUAAUUACCAAAAUAAAUGAUAAGAAUCGUUCUUCUGAAAACGUCACAAAUCCUAUGGUGGCCAUAGGACGAAUCCUGAAUCAUCAUACCAACUCUAUUCACAUGCUGGAGAACUCAACGACUGAAGCGCAAGCUAAGCUGAACGAUCUUUUGAAAUUAUAUCAACAAUACGCUUAAUUUAAUCGUUAAAAAUCGUUCGUGGUACAAGAUUUUAAUUUUUGAUGUGUCCUUUUCGUUUUAUUCCAUUUUAUUUUCGCAGUAAACCUUGAUUUUUUAAUCGAAGGCAAAUGUUCCAUUUCUUUUAUAACCAGCCUAGUUAUUAUAUAAAUUACAUUUUCCUUAGCAAUUUGAAAAAUUACUUUACAUUGGUGUUCGGUUGAAAUCUUCCUUAUUAGUUUAUGCCAAAGAGGAGUAGAAGUUGCUCUGAUAUUCGAGGCGUCUCGAUAAUCAAGAGCACUCGCCAUAACCCAUUAAAAAGGGACAGCUCCACGCAAUUCAGCCUAUUAGAACCGGAAUGUGUUUACGUUCCAGGCUCUCCAUUCGAACCCUCGUCGACGCUGGACGAUUUUGACUUGGAUGACGUUGACGUUCCAUCGUACGAUAUCGAGCGACAAAUAAAAAAGAACGAAACCCUAUCGAAACUAAUUCAUUCUUUGAUUCUAGAAAAACAAGCUCGAGAGAAACGUCAAUCGAGUUUGGAAAAAAGUCAACAAAGUUCUUCGAAAUUUUCCAGCGACAUUGGAGCUAGUACAAAGAAGCCAUCGACGGACCAAUUAUCGGUUUCAACUUUGAAGACGAGACUGAAAAAGGAUAAACCUAUACCGAGUAAUAUAACCGACGAUGACAUCGAAUAUAUGCGAGAAAUUAUUCGUAUAGAUAAAGGUCUACCGAGCACGAAAGAGAUGAAGAAGAAAUCCGUCGAUGUUCACAAAAUGCCCAAAAUACUACCUCGGCCAACGAAACUUUCGCAGUCUCGUUACCAAUGUACUCGAGCUUCGUAUCCCAGACCGAGAUCGGUUUCUUGUCGCGAUGAUUCGAGUUGUCAUGAAAAAUCUAUCGAUGAUUUUAAGUCGCCUGAAGACAGAUGGGGCGAAGAAGAUUUACGUAGAUUGAAAUACUUGGCCGAAAGUCAUAAAAGCAGCGAUCCAUCGUACAAGUAUAAUCGAGUAUUUACCUUACGCUAUCAGCACAAUAAAGGCACCCCUGAAAUGCCGGAUAGUUUUCGACGAUCGUAUGAACGUUACAAUAAGCCUUUGUUUCGUUUAGUGAAGGAAUUAGAAUUACCUAAAAAGUACCUAAUGCCCAAGUUCGCCGAAAACGAAGUUUCCUUGUUUGGCUUAGUAAACGAUGAUGUACGUUUUCGGGUAGAUGGUCGUAAAAAAGAAACGGAAGAUUGUAUUAAACAACGAAAACAAAUUGCCAGACGAGGAAGAGUUCUCCGAAUGAUUAAUGUUAAACCUACCGGUCCUAAAAUUCCUUGGAAUUACGGUCGAGUAAGAUCGUGUUCACCUUUGUCAAGAUACUAAAUUUUAUACAAACCAUUUUCCACAAAACCAAAACUGCAAAUAAAUAUAAAAUAAUUUUACUCUA